UGGCAUAUUAUCCCAUCCGAUCUAUAAAUGAACAUAAAAACUACCGUUUUCCUUCCCCCUUCUACUCCACAUUUCUGUGAACAAACAAAAACACAUCUCUUAAAAAAAAGUGUGCAAUAAAGGAAAUAUGGAGGAACAGAGAUUCGUUAUAGAAGCAUCAGAAGCAAAAUCGAUGGCCCAAUCAUUGGGCUUAACCCUAGCACAACUACUCCCCACCCUCGUCAAAUCGGCCCAACCUCUGGCCCGUGUUCCCAUCUCCAAAUUCCACGUAGCCGCCGUCGGAGUCGGAGUUUCCGGCCGGAUCUUCAUCGGCGUCAACGUCGAAUUCCCAGACCUUCCCUUUCACCACACAAUCCACGCCGAACAGUUCCUCUUAACAAAUCUCUCUCUCAACAAAGAGACACAUCUUCAAUAUUUCGCCGUCUCCGCCGCACCUUGCGGCCAUUGCCGUCAGUUCCUCCAAGAAAUCCGCAACGCCUCCGAUAUUCGACUUCUCAUAACCUCCGAAUCCGAUCCAAAAUUCAAAUCUCUCUCUGAAUUCCUAUCUCAUCCUUUCGGUCCUCACGAUCUUCUUCCUAAACACGCUCCUCUUCUCUUAGAGCCUCGCAACAACGAUUUAUCUUUUCGCGAAAUUGAAACUCAAUCCAACGGUUAUAAUGAAUCUUCGAUUUCGAUUUCGAAGUUGAAGGUAGCGGCUCUGGAAGCUGCGAACGAUUCUCAUGCACCGUACAGUGAAUCUCCUUCUGGUGUUGCUUUGUUGGAUUCACGCGGUAAUGUUUAUAAAGGAUCUUAUAUGGAAUCUGCUGCUUAUAAUCCUAGUGUGGGACCGGUUCAGGCUGCUAUUGUUGCGUUUAUCACCGGUGCCGGAAAUGGUGGCGGAGAGUAUGGGGAAUUGGUGGAAGCGGUGUUGGUGGAGAAAGAUGAUGCGGUGGUGAAACAGGAGCAUACUGCUAAGUUGUUGCUUAGUUCAAUUUCCCCUCACUGUCGUUUCAACAUUUUCCUUUGCAUUUCCAACAAAAAACCCUAAUUCAUAUUUUAUUUAUUUGAGUGGAUCUGUAUCAUUGGGAGUUCUUAUCAUGGAUAUGGUGUAUAAUAUUAAUAAUAUAAUAUGAUAUGAUCCCUUUUUUUAUUAAU
Molecule: messenger RNA, 1134 nt
Organism: Cicer arietinum (chickpea)
Lineage: Eukaryota; Viridiplantae; Streptophyta; Magnoliopsida; Fabales; Fabaceae
Product: cytidine deaminase 1
Cellular component (GO): cytosol
Molecular function (GO): zinc ion binding; cytidine deaminase activity
Source: RefSeq, a predicted model, not a curated record